AUGUCUGCACUGGCGAAUGGCGAGGUGUCGGAUGGCAAUAGAAGUAAGCGAUUAUUAGAGAAUGGGUAUCACUCCUUGAAUUCAGAAAAUGCUACCAAGUUCAAGGUCAGAAAGGUGUCAGCUACCCGAGAUUUUCCUCAUAUGUGUGGUCAUGAUUAUCUGGUUGUCAAAUCAGAAAUGAAAGGAAAUGUUACCCCUGAAGUUGGUGGAAAUCAUGCUAUGCUGAAAACUGACGCCUCACAGGAGUUGGCCAACUUUGAUCUACCUCAAGAUGCAGAGAUAAAUGGUGUCGUUGCUUCUGCUUCAGAGUCCACUGUUACGAAGAAUGAAACGGAUGUCAAGGUUCUUUCUCAUGAAGAUCUGGAAAGUUCAGUUGGGGAAGAUGGAAGUAAGUCACUGGAUAUGUUUUCUGAAAGGGUGGAUGCAGGCGAUGUACAUGAUAUGGUUGCUGUGACGCAUCAAAUGGUGUUACAUUUCAAAUAUAUGGAAUCUGAAUCAUUGAAGGACCAUGAGAGUAAAAGUGUGGACAUGGAAUUUGCCAAGGAUGGGAAUGUGAAGGAGACAAAGGCUUCAGCAAACCAGUUAAGGAAUGGAGAAGUUGCAGCUUUUGUGAAGCACCUUGAUGAAGAUGUAGUGAAAGCUUCAGGUGAAGUUGGUCGCUUGAUCCAAGGGAAGAUUUCUGUUCCCAGUCCAAAGAAUAAAUUUCACAGAAGAAGAAUCUCAGCCACACGUGACUUUCCUCUGUAUUGUGGAGUAACUUCUGCACCACCUAUUGAUCAUAACGAGCGUUUAAAGUUCACCUCCGGGGAGCCUCUGUGUGGGGUUAGUGAUGCUAAUGAGGAAAAGGGUGUGGAGGCAUUGAAGAGCGGAGCAGAUACCACUUCAUCGCUGGAGAGACGGACUAAGAUGGUAGAAGAGUACCCUUCGGGCAAAUUGGGGACUACUGCAGAAGUUGGUGAUCCUGUCUUGUCGAUGAGUUCUGGCUAUGCAAUAGAAAGGGGAGAACCUCGAAAUAGUGAUCUAAAUGUAACAGAACCUGUAGGGACAGUGAGUUCACAGAAGAAUCCUCAGGAUACUGUUGUGGCUGAUGGUGAUGAGAAAGAUCAAAGUUUAUCUAGCAGUCAGAUGGGUUCUCUUGGGCAUGCCCAUAGAACCAAUAGGAGGGCUACAGGUGACAUAGUUUUCUCGGGACAAGAUGAUAAUCAUGUGAUUGUGAAUGCUUUGGUGGCGGCAAAACAUUGUCCUUGGAGGCAGGAUAAAUCGACUGCAAUAUCAGGUGGUUUGAUGUUUGGAAGUCAUUCUAAUAAAAUGAAAACAGCCAGGGGUAGUAAGUCAAAAGCAGUUGCUAAGAAAAAAAUGGUCAAGGUUCAUUCAAAGCCACCUCUCAAAAAGAAGGCUAUCUCUCCUUGCAAGCAUUCGGUUGAUGGUCCAGGUGCAAUAUACCUUCAGGAUGAAGGUGAAUCUGGUUCCGAAAGUGAGUUUCCCCUUCCUUCUGUAGAUGUGACCUUGCCUCCUUUUGGUCCUAGUUCGGACACUGGUAAUGCUCGCAACAAAGUUAGAGAGAUCCUCCGUCUCUUUCAAACUUUGUGUAGAAAACUUCUGCAUGGAGAAGAAUCAAGACCAGACAUGCCAAAGAUCAAAAGGAUUGAUCUUGUAGCAACGAAGAUUAUGAAAAAGAAAGGAAAAGAAGUUAAUACGGAUAGACACUAUGUGGGUCCAGUUCCUGGUGUUGAAGUGGGUGAUGAGUUCCAGUACAGGGUGGAACUAGCUAUUGUUGGAAUUCAUCGCCUUUACCAGGCUGGUAUCGAUUCUAUGAUUUUUGAAGGAAAGAAGGUUGCUACUAGCAUUGUUGCUUCAGGGGGAUAUGAUGACGAUAUGGAGAAUCCUGAUGUCUUAAUUUAUUCUGGGCAAGGGGGAUUGAAAGUUAAAGAUAAGGAGCCACAGGACCAGAAACUUGAGAAAGGUAACUUGGCAUUGUUUAAUAGCAUAUCAACUAGAAAUCCUAUUCGGGUAAUCCGUGGGUCGAAGGAGAAAGACAUUGAUUCACAGGACUCAAGGGGGAAACUGGUUACUAAAUAUGUUUACGACGGUCUAUAUACGGCGGAAAAUUUUUGGAAAGAAACAGGGAGUCAUGGUAAGUCGGUGUUCAUGUUUAAAUUGAUUAGAAUGCCAGGCCAACCUGAGCUCGCCUGGAAAGAAGUCAAGAAGUCGAAAAAAAGUAGAACGCGGCAUGGAGUACUUGUUGAUGAUAUUUCUGGAGGGAAAGAGCCAUUUCCAAUAUCUGCCAUGAACACAAUUGACAACGAAACUCCUCAACCAUUUUAUUAUAUUAAAAAAGUAAGGUAUCCUGAUUCGCUCUAUCUGCGUCCUGCAAAAGGUUGUGAUUGUGUUGGUAGAUGCUCUGAUUCUCGAAAGUGCUCGUGUGCCUUGAGAAAUGGAGGUCAGAUCCCUUACAAUCAUAAUGGUGCUAUUGUUGAAGCAAAAACACUUGUAUAUGAGUGUGGACCUCAUUGCAAGUGCCCUCCUUCUUGUUUUAAUAGAGUCAGCCAGCACGGAAUUAAAUUACCACUUGAGGUAUUUAAGACGAAAUCAAGAGGCUGGGGUGUGAGGUCCCUAUCUUCUAUUUCGUCGGGAAGUUUUAUAUGUGAAUAUGUUGGAGAAAUUAUCGAGGACAAGGAGGCUGAAAAAAGAGUGAAUGAUGAGUAUCUGUUUGAUAUUGGACAGAAUUACACUGAUUGUUCUCUCAACCCAGAUGGAUCAGAGAGUUCAGAUCAAGCCGUGGAAGAAGGUGGCGAUGGCUACACCAUUGAUGCGGUUGAGUUUGGAAAUGUUGGAAGGUUCAUCAACCAUAGUUGCUCACCCAACCUUUAUGCACAGAAUGUUCUUUAUGACCAUGAUGACAAAAGGGUGCCCCACAUAAUGCUUUUUGCUGCAGAAAAUAUUCCUCCACUGCAUGAGUUAACUUAUCAUUACAAUUAUGUUGUUGAUCAGGUCCAUGAUUCUGAGGGGAAUAUUAAGGUGAAGAGUUGCUAUUGUGGUGCCUCUGAUUGUACUGGGAGAAUGUAUUAG
Molecule: messenger RNA, 3069 nt
Organism: Oldenlandia corymbosa var. corymbosa
Lineage: Eukaryota; Viridiplantae; Streptophyta; Magnoliopsida; Gentianales; Rubiaceae
Source: the annotation of a GenBank genome assembly